AUGCUAUCAACUUUGCUUCCACUCCGUUAUGGACUUACGGUAGCAUUGAUUGGUCCGACAGCUAGUAUUGGCUAUGCAGUACCUCGAGCAAAUUCCAGUGUAACUCAAUGUCAGCAUUGGCUAUACGACAUCUUUUACGUACCUCCUAAAGGCGCAUUGUGGCAAAUUCUGCACUUCAAAGCACCAUCCCAUGACGCUUCAUCUCCUCCAAGUCCAAAUCAUAGACAGCAACACUAUAGUGAUACAUCUCAGCUACAUAACCAAGCAACUCAAAACCACAUGUCAUCAGGUUACGGAGGGAAUGCUUAUGGAGGGAACCAUAACCAGCAGCACAACAAUAAUGAUACUGAAAUGACCAAUGCGCAGUAUACCUCAUCCCCUGUUCAGUACGCAGAAGAACCAGACAGUCUUCGUGAUAGCGACUGGGAUUUGUCUGAGAGCGACAUAACUGGAGCCGGUGGGAUUUUCGAUGGUAUCGGUGGUCCCGGUACUGUGCGCUAUGGUAACAUUAAACCUACAGACCCUAAGGCUGCUGCAGAGAAGAAAAAGUCGUUCCAAGUACAGAGACAGUCGGGGACUUCUGAGAAAAAACGCUCUAGUACUGGUGGGAGCAAGGAGAAGAGAAAGUCAACUGUAAUGACCCGCCCUCUUUCAACAGCCGAGAAAAUGGGGCAAAAGAAAAAGUGA
Messenger RNA from Fomitiporia mediterranea MF3/22, 687 nucleotides. RefSeq lists its product as uncharacterized. NCBI's taxonomy places the organism in Eukaryota, Fungi, Basidiomycota, Agaricomycetes, Hymenochaetales, Hymenochaetaceae. The record is from RefSeq and is a predicted model, not a curated record. The transcript has 4 exons. The coding region runs from base 1 to 687 and encodes 228 amino acids.